Molecule: messenger RNA, 2120 nt
Organism: Gloeophyllum trabeum ATCC 11539
Lineage: Eukaryota; Fungi; Basidiomycota; Agaricomycetes; Gloeophyllales; Gloeophyllaceae
Product: alcohol oxidase
Exons: 14
Coding region: 145-1980 (611 amino acids)
Molecular function (GO): oxidoreductase activity, acting on CH-OH group of donors; flavin adenine dinucleotide binding
Source: RefSeq, a predicted model, not a curated record
CGAUGUGCAGACCUCCAUCCUCGGCCUUCGCUCUGGCAACCCUGCUGUCAAUGGUGUUCGACUGAGUGCCGCGCCUACAACAUUUACUCCUAGAAGUCCUUAUUUAAACCACGACUGCACAGAGCGUCCGCCAACACUAGCAACAUGCCCAUCGUAAACGUCGAUACAUUCACCAAGACCCAGCUCGACUACCUUAUCGUUGGAGGAGGUACCUCGGGACUUAUUGUCGCCGCUAGACUAUCGGAAGAUCCCAAUGUAAAAGUUGGUGUGGUCGAAGCCGGACCCUACCACGAGCACGAUCCCGAAAUCAAUAUACCCGGCAUGAGGGGUUUGGCCUUGGGCAACCCCAAGUUCGACUGGAAUUUCUCGACCUUGCCUCAGAAAGAGCUCGACGGUCGCGUCGUUCCCCAGAAUCGUGGUAAAGGUCUGGGAGGAACAUCUGCCAUCAACUUCCUGCUUGCCAUUCGUCCUGCGGAAGAAGAGGUGGAUGCUUUCGAGAAGCUGGGAAAUCCGGGCUGGAACUGGAAGAAUCUCCUCGGAUAUAUGAAGAGGAGUGAACACUUGCAUGAGCCCAGCCAUCUCACGCCUGAGAAGGCAGUGGAAUACGCUGUAGGUCCUGAACCAGGACUCUACGGACACGAUGGCCCCGUCGCGAAGUCGUUCCCCACCCAUGUUACGGACCUUCACUCGAAGAUGCUGGACGCCCUAGAGAAGCUUGGCGUUCCGCGGAACCCUUCCCAAGCUGCGGGGAAGCCAGUGGGCGCCUUCUUGACCCCUUCCACUGUCAAUCCUUCUACUGCCACCCGCUCGUAUGCUGCAAACACGUACUUCGCGCCGAACUCCGGACGAGAGAACCUUCUGGUUCUUACAGAAGCUCAGGUCACGAAGGUGCAUUUGGAGGCGGGUCCCAAUGGGAUGCAGAAAGCCACUGGUGUUAGCUUUAUCAGGGACGGCAUCACAACCACCGUCAAUGUUAAGAGAGAAAUUAUUCUCUCGGCCGGUUCGUUCCAGACGCCUCAAGUCCUUGAGCUGUCCGGGAUUGGUAACAAGAGCCGGCUGCAAGCCUUGGGCAUCGAGACCAAGAUUGACGCUCCUGGGGUUGGCGAGAACCUCCAGGACCAUGCCAUCAUCACGACCAUUGUCGAAGUUGACCCUAAGAUCGAGACUUUAGAGAUGCUCGCUGAUCCUGAGCACAUGGCUGCUCAGCAAAAGCUCUAUGGUACCCAGCAGGGAAUUUUGGCCGCCGUCCCCACUUCUCUCGUCGCCUUUGCUUCCGGCAAGGCGCUCGGGUCGGACGCCGACAUCCGCAAGUGGGAGUCUCUGGCUAGUGUAGAGAGCACCCCCGAGAUCUUCACGGAGACUCCGGCCCCCGUGAAGAAAGGUAUCCAGAAACAAUACGGUAUUAUCAGUAAAUGGGCCGACCAGGAUUGGCCUAUAGCCCAGUUCAUCCACUGGAACGGUCACCUCCCCGUGCCCGGCCUUACCCCAGGCCCCGGGCAGCGGUACAUCUCCGUUGUCUCGACUUACGCCCACCCCCUCUCUCGGGGCACCGUCCACAUCACAUCCGCCGACCCCCUCGCGCCGCCCGCCAUCCAGCAGAACUACCUCGCCAACCCCGCGGACCUCGACAUCCUCACUAAAUGCCUGCGACUCACGCUGAAGAUGUAUGACACGAAGCCCUUGUCGGACUCUGUCGUAAAGAAGGUCUACCCGACCUACUCUGCCGAUGUCGACGAGGAGACCGCUCGCAACCACGUAAAGCAAUGCUUGGGCGCCUUGUGGCACCCCGUCGGCACUGCUGCCAUGUUGCCCAGGGAGGACGGCGGUGUCGUGGAUCCCAGCCUCCUUGUGUACGGUACUUCGAACCUCCGGGUGGUCGACUGCUCCGUUAUCCCGAUCAUCGUCUCUGCUAACAUCGUCACCCUUGCGUACGCCAUUGGCGAGAAGGCUGCGGACAUUAUCAAGAGCGCCAACAAAUAAAGCCGCUCUGGCUCGGCUAUUAUAGCCUAAUGUUGAGAUUGUUGAGACUACUCAUGAUUUUUAUUCGGGUAUCGGGCGGAGGGAACAAAUGGCACGGUGUACCACAAAGUUUAGCGCUUGUUAGAAAUGAAUAGAGUUCG